Homo sapiens (human) is the source of this 6792-nucleotide messenger RNA. It is a transcript of the gene ZNF260, whose product is annotated as zinc finger protein 260. The transcript is spliced from 2 exons. The record is from RefSeq and is a predicted model, not a curated record. Gene Ontology annotation, cellular component: nucleoplasm; nucleus. Lineage: Eukaryota; Metazoa; Chordata; Mammalia; Primates; Hominidae. The coding region runs from base 2241 to 3479 and encodes 412 amino acids.
UUUUUUUUUUUUUUUUUUUUUGAGACGGAAUCUCGCUCUGUCACCCAGGCUGGGGUGCAGUGGGGCGAUCUCAGCUCACUGCAACCUCUGCCUCCCAGGUUCAAGUAAUUCUUCUGCCUCAGCCUCCAGAGUAGCUGGGACUACAGGCGCCCGCCACCACGCCUAGCUAAUUUUUUUUGUUUUUGUCUUUUUAGUACAGACGGGGUUUCACCAUGUUAGCCAGAGUGGUCUCGAUCUCCUGACCUUGUGAUCUGCCUGCCUUGGCCUCCCAAAGUGCUGGUCUUGAACUGCUGGGCUCAAAUGAUCCACCUGCCUUAGCCUUCUAAAGUUCUGGGAUUACAGGCGUGAGCCACCACACCCAGCCCUAUUUUGUACUAUGUUUAUGUUUCUGUUUAGGUUUUCUGUCUUUUCUGGUUUCAGUUCGCAUCGGUUAUACUUGCUAAGUUUUCUAUUUGCAUGGGGUUUAACAAAAUAGUCUGUACUAUCCAUAUUUUCUAUCUAUAGUUAUUUCCAAAUAUCUUUUUCUUUUUUACUCUUACUUCUUUUAAGUUUUUCCUUAAGAAUCCACUCAUGAAUUUAUUAUUUCUCUUUUUCUGUUUGUAAUACAUUAAUUUCUUUUUCCUAUUUUUACUAAUUUUCUGUUUUUCUUUCCUUUUUCUUUCUUUCUUUUUUUUUUUUUUUUGAGACAGAGUCUCACUCUGUUGCCCAGGCUGGAGUGCAGUGGCACAAUAUUGGUUCACUGCAACUUCCUCCUCCUGGGUUCAAGCAUUUCUCCUGCCUCAGCCUCCCGAGUAGCUGGGAUUACAGGCGCACACCACCACACCCGGCUAAUUUUGUAUUUUUAGUAGAGAUGGGGUUUCUCCAUGUUGGCCAGGCUGGUCUCGAACUCCUAACCUCAAGUGAUCUGCCCACCUCGGCCUCCCAAAGUGCUGGGAUUACAGGCGUGAGUCACCACACCCGGUCUGUUUUUCUUAUAUUUACUUUUUCUUAUGUUAAUUACUUUGAGUGCUUAUUUUAUUACUUUUUUUAAAAUGAUGUAAGCUUUUAUGCUAAAACUUCAUUCUCCAAGCAUUAAUUUUCCCUGGCCAAAGGGUUUGUUCAAACCAAUAGAUUUUGAAAUUUACAAGUGAAAGGUUUUGUUUUUGUUCUGUCAUUUCUAUGUGUUGGGUUUUUUGUUUUUUUGGUCAGAGUAUUUUGUCCAUCCUUUACUACUUUGUGGAACAGGCUACUGUAUGGGCUGAUUUUCAGAAUGUUCUUUGGGCAUUUAAAAAGGUGGUUUAUAAUCUAUUUUCAAGAUAUAGGAUAAACUGAUUAAUAAAAUAUGUUAUAAAUGUGUAUACAUUUUUCUUUUUAUUUAUAUUGUAUUUUAUGGAUUUGAAUUCAGAGGUUGAGAGUGGUUGUUUUCUCAGUUACUAACGGGGUUCUGAAAUGUUACCCCCAGUAUGUUAUACCCAUACUUCCCCUUCUGACUUCUGAUACUAGUAAGAUCACUGCUUUUUUAUUAAAGCAUUUGUAAGCAUUUACGUAACUAUAACACUGUAAGCAUUGUUGACUGGUAAACCAAAUGAUUUUCUAUGACUCUGUUUGAUUUCUUGUAUAACCUUUUGCUUUUCUUUUAAUUAAUAUUUGCUUCUUUGUUUUGUUUGCUUAGUUUUCCAUUUUUGUGUUUUGAUUCUUCCCAAGCUUUCAGACAGAACUGUAAAACCUAGAAGUCUAAGUUGGAAGUAACUUAUGGUUAGGAUUAUCCAUUGUCUUGCAAUCUGAUGCCUUUUUGAUGUGAAGAAGCCUGGGAAGUUUAUAAACAGAUAAAGACGCAACAUGAAAGACUUGUAAGUUAAGUCUCAUCUUUCUCUGUGAAAAGACAGACUGAGGGAAAAUUUAGGAAACAAAGUAUUUCCUCUGAACAGUCAUUGAUUCUUCAAGACUACCCUUCUGUGUAUGGAACUCAGUUUAAAAGAAUUUGAAACCUAAUUUAUAUACAAUCUAUACCUAAAUAUGGGAGAAGCUAUAUAAGAACCAUUAAGAAUAUAAAGAGAAUGUUACAUUUUAUCCCUUUUUGUAAUCAUCUCAUCUCAGGGUAAUCAAUGUGAGAAAAGUCUUCCAUCAUAAAUUUAACUUCAUUAGAUACCUGAGAAUUAAUAUUGAAAAUACACCAUAUGAAUUUAGUGAAUGUGGGAAAGCUUUCAUCCUUAUUACAUCUUAUUUGAUACUAGGGAAAUCUCCUGAUUAAAUUCACAUGCAUGAUAGGCAUGUUGGAAAGUCUUCAGCAUGAAUCAGAUCUCCUUCAGCAUGAUCAAAUUCAUACUGGAGAGAAACCUUAUGAAUGUAAUGAAUGUAGAAAAACUUUUAGCCUGAAGCAAAACCUUGUAGAGCAUAAGAAAAUGCAUACUGGAGAGAAAUCUCAUGAAUGCACUGAAUGUGGUAAAGUGUGCUCUCGAGUCUCAUCUCUUACUCUACACCUUAGAAGUCACACAGGAAAGAAGGCAUAUAAAUGUAAUAAAUGUGGAAAAGCCUUCAGCCAGAAGGAAAACUUCCUUUCUCAUCAGAAACAUCACACUGGAGAGAAACCUUAUGAAUGUGAAAAAGUUUCUAUUCAGAUGCCAACCAUCAUCAGACACCAGAAAAAUCAUACAGGAACCAAACCCUAUGCAUGUAAGGAAUGUGGCAAAGCCUUUAACGGCAAAGCAUAUCUCACUGAGCAUGAGAAAAUUCAUACUGGAGAAAAACCAUUUGAAUGUAAUCAGUGUGGAAGAGCCUUCAGCCAGAAGCAAUACCUCAUUAAACAUCAGAACAUCCAUACUGGAAAGAAGCCCUUUAAAUGUAGUGAGUGUGGAAAAGCUUUUAGCCAGAAGGAAAACCUCAUUAUACAUCAGAGAAUCCAUACUGGAGAGAAACCUUAUGAAUGUAAAGGGUGUGGGAAAGCUUUCAUUCAGAAGUCAAGCCUCAUUAGACACCAGAGAAGUCACACAGGAGAGAAACCUUAUACGUGUAAGGAAUGUGGGAAAGCCUUCAGUGGCAAGUCAAAUCUCACAGAGCAUGAGAAAAUUCAUAUUGGAGAGAAACCCUACAAAUGUAAUGAAUGUGGAACAAUCUUCAGGCAGAAGCAAUACCUCAUUAAACAUCACAAUAUUCAUACAGGAGAGAAACCCUAUGAAUGUAAUAAAUGUGGAAAAGCCUUCUCUCGAAUCACAUCACUUAUUGUACAUGUGAGAAUUCAUACAGGUGAUAAGCCUUAUGAGUGUAAGGUCUGUGGGAAAGCCUUCUGUCAAAGCUCAUCUCUUACUGUGCAUAUGAGAAGCCAUACAGGUGAGAAACCCUAUGGUUGUAAUGAAUGUGGGAAAGCCUUUUCUCAGUUCUCAACCCUUGCUCUGCACAUGAGAAUCCAUACUGGUGAAAAACCUUAUCAGUGUAGUGAAUGUGGGAAAGCUUUCAGCCAAAAGUCACAUCACAUUAGACACCAGAGAAUUCAUACUCAUUAAAGUUCUCUAUGAAUGCCUUGGAUUUAGCAAAACGUUCAGCAGAUUUUACACUUAAUAGUGUAUUGGAAAAUUCAUUUUACAUUAAAGUGACAUGAAUGUGGGAAGUCCUUCAGCAGCAAUUCAAAACUUAAAUACUAUGAUGUUUAAUAAGUAUUAUAGUGUAAAGAAAACCCGUACCCCCAAAACUCCCACAACAAGCAUUAUCAAUGCUGUACUUCUAGGAGUAUACUCAUUAAAGUUAGGAUCUAGUCAUGGACACUACUUAAUGUGUUCCUGGAAGGCCUACAGAUGCAUUAAGAAAUAGAUAUGAGAUGUAUGAGGAUUUGAAAUUAAGAGACAAAAUUAUCAUUUUUGUGAUGUUUUGCUACAUAUAUGAAUUGUAAAACUAGAAUCAUCAAAAUUAUUUGUUGUUGAAGCAGUCAUAAAACUGAGACUGAGACAGAAUAUUGAAUUCAGAAAUGUGUGCAUGAAUAUAUGGGGAAUUGGUAAUUGAUAGAGGCGGUAUCCCAGAUUGGUGGGGAAAUCAUGGAUUACUUAAAAAUUAAUUGACUCUUCAUAUGGAAAAAUAAUAUCUCCCAUCAUAAUAUAAAAUAUUUUUCUUAUGAAUUCUUAAAGUACUAAAGACUAAAAUGCAAAAAGCAAUACUUAAUAAUAUAACAGUUUUAUAAGAAGAUGUUUUUAAAACCUUAGGGCAGGAAAGAACUUCUAAAACAUUCCAGAAUACCCGGUAGUUCCACUCUUGAGUAUGGUAGUCCCCUAUUUUCUGCAAGAGAUGGACUCUAAGACCCCCAGUGGAUACCUAAAACCCAGAUAGGACCAAACUCUAUGUCUAUGUUUUUUUCUUAUAUAUACAUACCUAUGAUAAAAUUUAGUUUACAGAUUAGACACAGCAAGAGAUUUAAAACAAUAAUAAACAUAAUAUGGAACAAUUAUAACAAUAUACUGUAAUCAUAAAAGUUAUGUGAAUAUGAUCUUUCUCUCAGAAUACCUUAUUGUACUGUUCUCAACUAUUUAUGAACUGUGGUGACUACAGGUAACUGAAACCAUGGAAAGCAAAGCUGUGGAUAAGGGGGAACUACUAUAUAUAUGCAUCUACCCAAGAAACAUGAACACAGGGAGUCAUGUACUGGUCUAUAGCUGUAUAGUUCAUUGCACCAUGAGUUAUAGUAGCCAGAAGUUGGGAAACAAAUGCUGUCUCUUGUGAAAUAGAUGAAUAAAAUGUGAUAGUAACAUAGUAGAGUACUCUCUAGCAGUUAAGUGACAAAUUAAGUCUAUAUAUUAACAGAAAUAUUUUUAAAAAAUUAGAGUGAAGAAAAAUGAUGAACAUAUUGUAAUGAUGCUUCUGUGAAUUUGAAUAAAAUCAACACUAACCAGCCCUAGUACUAAGAAUUGGUUAUGGAUAAAUUAUGUAAAACUAAAGAAUGGAUUGAAAGGAUAUGUAUAUACUCAGUUCCCAAAAGUGGAGUGGUUACCUCUAGGAAGAAAGGAGGUGGAAGGGAAAUGUUACCAAGCAUGGUAGUUAAAGGAUACUUCAAUUUUGUAUCUAUUUCUUAUUAAAAAGAAACAUUCUAAGUAAACAUAACGAAAUAUUAAUUCUGGGUGGUGGUAAUAUUUGUGUUCAUUCUAUCAUUCGUGCUAUUUAUUUCCUUAAACUUCUGAAAGUUAAAAAGUCCAGAUAGGAGUGAGGAAGCUGUACAUGAAACAUAAUGGACUUACAUUCCUAGUCAGAUACUAAUAUUCUGUAGAAGAUAUUUCUAAAAUCUUAUCUUUAAAAUAUGAAAUAAUUUUUAAUUGGGGUGGCAACUUAAAUUCAAUUAAAAUAACUCAUGUGUCACAAGAGUAAAUUUUACAUAAUCUGUACGUAGUUCUAAUCUGUAUAUAGUCUUGGAGGUUAUGAUUUGCCACAGAUUGGUUGGAUCACAUACAUUUAAGGAUCAUAUUAUUAAAUAAUAUAUGCACAGACAUGGAGAGAAUUAGUUUUUACUAAAACAUUUAUCAGAAAUUUUAAUACUCUGCAUAACCAGUAUUAGCAUUAGAAAUUAGCCACUUUUAAAAUGAGAAAACUGUGUCACUCUUCAAUUUUUUUAUAAGCCAUUGAGGAAAACAUUAACUCCUGGAUUUCAGCUUCACUUUUAACCUGCAGACUAAAUUUCUUUCUCAAUUAUGUCAGACACACCCAAGUCAAUCCCAACCCCCUUGUUACCUUGGGAAGACCGUGCUGAAAAAGGAGAUCUUCCACCUAAACAGUGUUCUCUUAUUUGAAGCAAAUCUUUUUGAGAAUUUGUUUACUUGAUUUCUUUCCACAAUAAACUGACAGAGAACGCUACUAAUGAUUUUUUUUUUUUUUUGAGACGGAGUUUUGUUCUUGUUGCCCAGGCUGCAGUGCAAUGGCACAAUCUUGGCUCACUGCAACCUCUGCCUCACAGGUUCAAGUGGUUCUCCUGCCUCAGCCUCUUGAGUAGCUGGGAUUACAGGCAUGCGCCACCAUGCCCGGCUAAUUUUGUAUUUUUAGUAGAGACGGAGUUGCACCAUGUUGGCCAGGCUGGUCUUGAAUUCCUGACCUCAGGUGAUCCACCUGCUUCGGCCUCCCAAAGUGCUAGGAUUACAGGUGUGAGCCACCACGCCUGGCUAAUUUUGUAUUUUUAGUAGAGAUGGGGUUUCUCCAAAGGCUGGUCUUGAACUCCCGACCUCAGGUGAUCCGCCCACCUUGGCCUCCCGAAGUGCUGGGAUUACAGGCGUGAGCCACCGUGCCCGGCCUGAUGUUUUUGAAUGAUUAUGAAAAUGGGUAUACAGCAUUAAAACCUUAGACUGAUUUUAAAUAUAUUAAUUUCUUUUAAACUCAAUAUAAUGUUAAUAUUACUGUAGCACUUACUAGCAUUUCUGAAGGUUGGUCUUGAGAUAAGAUUGAAAAUGACAGUUGUUGAUUUUCUGAGGUAAUAUACCCAAAUAAAAUAUAUGUAUGUGUACAUGAAUCUAAACUGUCUUCUUCUGUUCCUCAUUUUGCUUUACUUAAAUAAUCUUUCAUAUUUUUUAAGUGUUUUGCCCAUGUGCUUGGGUAGCCUUGAAGUCACCAGAAUAACUAGGACUCAAAUUCAGACCAAACCAGGACUAGCUUUUUGUGCCAUGAGUUAGCCAUGGUCCUGGACCCAGCAAAAAGAAUGAUUAUGAUGGUCAGAGUAAGAUGAGCAAUUGCAACAUAAUAUUCUCUAAUAUUGUAUACUGUAAAUUUAUUCAGCUGCCCUCGUUUACUCACAGUUUGCUUAUUUGCCACCAUAAGAAAUGGUACAAUAAAAAUUCAUGUAAUCACCCCUUA